CUAGUAAAAUGACGUAAUAAAAGAUUCUUUGUUUGUGCAAAACUAGAAGUAACAUCGUGCCCAUCGUAGCUGUAAUAUAUCACCAAACCAUUUUCGUUUGUACAAAAUCACAAAACUUUUAGUCAAUUUCACACUCAUCGGACGCUCCGUUUCUCUGAAUCAAUAAAUUAACACAUUAAGUAAAACAAUUUCUCGUAGUUUGGCCGUUGAUGUUGUUUUUCUCCGAGUGCGAUAGAUAUACACAUUAUAUUUCAUUUUGAUUGCUGUUUUGUUGUGUGAUUGUGAAAAUUUCGUUCAAUUAAAAUCGUGGUGUGCUCAUUGAUAAUUUUGGUCAAGUGUGUUAACGAUAUAAGUCGGACUGUUCGACCGUUCAAUAAAUUGCUUAUUGCUCCGAUAAUUGUCUGUUCAAUCAGAAGUGCAUCCAGACCGUGAAUCCAGUGAAUCCAGUUUCAAUAAAAUAAGAGAACAUUCGAAUUCGUGAGGUUAUGUCGAACAUGGAAAAAUGUGGUCAAAGUAAACCUGACCAAACUGAUCAAAAAUUAGAUGACAAUAAUCGGAAUCAUCCAGCCAACAAGAAAGAUGAGAAACUAAUUGCCGAACUGAAAGCUCAUAUUCCCGAUGUGGAGAACAUAUUCAACGUUCAUCGUCGGAUCGGUGAGGGUACAUUCAGUACCGUGUUCCUUGCAACACUUAAGUGUCACGAGAAUGUUUCGCCCAUCAAGCGAAAACUGUUUGCCGUUAAGUACCUCAUUCCAACCAGCCACCCGAAUCGCAUCGAAAGAGAAUUGAAAUGUCUUCUGGAAAUCGGUGGAGUGGACAAUAUCGUUGGUGUGGACUUAUGUCUCCGUCGAAACGAUUCUGUUGCAUUUGUAAUGCCGUACGUUCCCCAUGAUAAAUUCCACAACUACUUCCAUAAGUUGGACGCCAGAGAGCUGCAGGAUUACAUGCGAAAUUUGCUGGUUGCAUUGCGACGUGUGCAUAGCUUUGGAAUUAUCCACCGUGACGUGAAACCAAGCAAUUUUUUACAUGAUCGAAAAAACCAAAAGUAUUUGCUGGUCGAUUUUGGAUUGGCACAAAAUGUAAUUAGAAAAGAAGAUAGUACAAAUAUGCUUGGCGAAACAAGUAACGAUAAGAAGCGUAAAGCUUCGGAAAUUGAAGAGACUGAAAAUUGUUAUGCAUUGUCUGCACCAAAACGUGCCCGCACUCAGUAUUCUCAGCAGGAACAAUCGCAACAGCAGCAGCAGCCGGCAACGCCACCGCAAGAGCAACAACCGUCACAGCAGCAGCAACAACAACAACAACAAUCAUCGGCUGUUGCACCCGAUGAAAAUGCAUCACAACGAAGAUUGUUAAACUCAAGCAUUCCACCGCCCCCAUUCAAAUCGCCGCUGAAAGAAGUCAAUGAACUGUCUCGGCCGAAGAACAUAUUCAGAUCGGCUAGUUUAGACGCACCAUUGACCAGGCACAUCAAAUCGGCGGUACUGGGUUUUAGUAUUAAAUCGAAAAUGGAAAACCAAAGGUCUUCACCGAAUCCAACUGCCGCAAAUCCCACCAAGUACACAACGGACAAUCGACGCAGUGGCAACAACGUGGCUUGUUACUGCUACGGAAAGUCGACGGUGUGCAAUUUAUGUCUUGUUAAGAAAGAAAUCCAAGCAUCACGUGCUGGUACUCCAGGUUACCGUCCACCGGAAGUUUUGCUGAAAUAUCAGAACCAAUCAACGGCCGUCGAUAUCUGGGCUAUUGGCGUUAUUAUGAUCUCAAUACUCUCGGCCUGUUAUCCAUUCUUCAAGGCAUCGGACGAUUACACUGCUCUUGCUGAAAUAACCACCGUUUUUGGCGACGAGAUAAUCAAAAAAACAGCGCUAUCUCUGUCGCGUCACGUGUGCAUCAGUCGCAAAAAGCAGCCACUACACUUGCGUAAAUUAUGCAUUCGCCUGCGAAAUCGUUCCAGCUACAGUGGAUCGGCCACAACGGCAACACCGACCGACGAUAAAAAACAUUUGCUUAAGAUCUGCGACAAUUGCCAACAGAAAUCGUUCGAAUGCUUGUGCGAGCAUUCGGAUUUGAAUAUGGACUUUACCAGUGACAUUUAUCCGGCCAGUGCAUACGACUUGAUGUCGAAACUGUUGACCAUCGAUCCAAGAAAUCGUAUAUCGGCCGCGGAUGCCCUUGAACAUCCGUUUAUGAAGGAGAAUUUGUAAUGGUCGGAUUCGAUGGUCGAAUGCGGGAUGUCGAUUCGAUUGAUUUAUUCAUUUUGUUUCUUUUUUCCCUUAUUUUUAUUCAAAAUUUUUGACAAUUACUUUUUAGGAGUCGAAUUAAAUAGAAACGUUUAAUCCGAUCAUUCAAAAUUUAACUUACCAUCUCCUCCACCCACCAUCAUCUGGACGAAAAGCGCAUGCAACCCCAUCCCCAUCUAUUAUUAAGAAAAAUAAAUUUUAAACAAAAAAAACAGUUGCAAUUUUAAA
Messenger RNA from Bradysia coprophila, 2468 nucleotides. Its product is annotated as non-specific serine/threonine protein kinase Cdc7-like. Gene Ontology annotation, cellular component: nucleus. The record is from RefSeq and is a predicted model, not a curated record. NCBI's taxonomy places the organism in Eukaryota, Metazoa, Arthropoda, Insecta, Diptera, Sciaridae. Gene Ontology annotation, molecular function: protein serine/threonine kinase activity; ATP binding. Gene Ontology annotation, biological process: protein phosphorylation; mitotic DNA damage checkpoint signaling.